UCUGUCAUUUAACCUUGCGGGCGUAUUUUUGAUUGUCAAAUUUGGGAGCUAUACGAUAAACUGUAUAAUGUUGAUAUAAUAGAUUGUAUUGUAUGUGUUGUAUUACAGGAAAAGUAUCUUGAUGCAUGUAAAAUAUGACGGAGAUAGAAUGGAUAUCAAAACCUAUGGAAUAUGGAACUGUAAAGUUUACAUGCCUAGAAGAAGCUAUAGAACAUCCUCUAAAACCAGUUGUGAUUACUUUAAUUGAUGGACGUGGUGCAGUCAGACGCAAUAUAUUACGUAGUACAAGCACAGGUUCCUCCACUGGAACACCAACACCAACACAUACACCAAUUCCUGCAUAUCAACUGAAUGAUCCACUCUUGAGCCAUGCAUCUCUGGAUGGUUCUGAUCCUCUUACACAGUUUGCCCGUGAAGAACUGGAUCCUCUUUCCAAAAUGGCUGCAGAUGAAUGGGAUUACUCUUGUAACGUUGCACUGGCCAGCAAAAAACUGAAAGAUACAGCAGAGGAAUUAGUAGAACCAUGGUCUGUUAGACGUUCUGCCAUACUGAGCAAAUACACAACUUCUGAAAAACUAUCAAUUGUUACCAGUUUUUUACCAGGUGGAGAAAAAGUUGUAGUAAAAGUUCAACCAAGUGGUCCAAUGGUCGACAAAGUGAAGACGCGUCUCGAGCAGUUGGAUGACUUUGAGGAAGGUUCUGUGAGGCAAAUGUUGGAUCUGUCGCAACAACAAUAUACCGCGCGAAUCGAGCAAUUGAACAAUGAACUAGUACAAGCGUGGCAUUCUGAUCAAAGAGUAAAGGCUCUGAAAAUAGCCAUUCAGUGUGCCAAAUUAUUAGUAGAUACGUCUGUAAUGGCUUUUUAUCCAAGCAAGUUUGUUCUCAUCACAGACAUCUUGGAUAUCUUUGGGAAACUUGUAUACGACAGAUUGAAAAUGAAGGCUGAAUACUACAAACCAGGAAGCAAAGUGCCCACGAGUUUGCCUGAUAAUUUUACACCCGACAUGGUGCCGGAGAACGCGAAGGAGACAUGUCGGAAUUGGUUCUACAAGAUAGCGUCUAUACGCGAGCUGGUGCCGCGUCUAUAUGUCGAAAUGGCGAUAAUAAAGUCGUACAGCUUCUUAACGACAAGCGAAUUUAAUACCGCUCUAUUACGUAUAACUCGGAUGAUAAGAGGAAUCGGAAACCCAUUGAUAGCGGUUUACGCGCGAUGCUAUUUGUGUCGCGUGGGAUUGGCGUUGAACAAAACGUCAGAUUUUGAGUUUGUAAGGGAGAACUUGUAUGAUUUUCUUUUCACUUACCAGCAGCUGUUCGGAGCUGCUGUGAGGAGCGAAUUAACGAAGCAAAAUAUUACUUUACAUUCGUAUUUGAAUCUCUACUCGCCGGCCUUGGAUUGGAUCGUACAAGUUUUGGUGGCAACGUCGCCCGAGAGUCUUCUCGAGGAAGUUCUGUCUCGGUGUAAAAAACAAGAAAACGGAUCAUUAUUGUUAAAUACUGUGCUGACCGCAUUUAAGCCGACGUACAUUGCCGCACGCGCCAUGGACUUUGUGAAUCUAAUAGUAGCGAGCGAAGACGAUGGAUACCCUCAGUAUCUCUUGUAUCGCAGUUUGGGCGAGUGUCUCCUGCGAGAGUCUCCGCCGAAAGAGGAUUGCCAGUCGGUGCUGAACGUGAUAUGGAAGUAUGUGACGGAGCUCACGGAUCCCAACAAAUUCAUGCACUGCAUCGAGAUCUGGAUUCAGUUCACCGUCAUACAUUUUUCUGUGAAUGAACUCAAUUUGUUUUUCGGCAAAAUCAUAGAUCGCCUUCGACCGAACAAGGCUUUCGAGAGCUACUAUUUUCAAUUGCAAAACAUCGUUGAGAAGAUAGUCACCCACACGCAAGACUUUGAGUCAUUACUUGCCGUGGACAACUUCCUGCCGUUGAUAGAUCUGUUUCACAAAGAAGGUAUCAAAGUCGAGGUUUGCAAGACUGUUAUAGAAGGAUUGAGCGCGCAAAGCGGGCCCAUUACAGAUCCUAUUAUUAUAAACGCACUAAUGUUUAUCGCCAGAAUCAUGCACGACUCUGUUAGCGCUCUAACUGUCGAGGAUGAGAAACGGCAGAUUGGCCAACUGAUAUGCAGUCUCGUGCAACGGGUAGACUAUGGCCGUGAUUUCGAGAAGCAGCUAAGUUUCUACGCGGAAGCCAGAGCAGCAUUUCCUAAUCUCGAUAGUGUUCAUAUACAGCUUGUACAGUGUGUAAAUAGAUUAUCGGUCGACACUAGGAAAAUCGUGCGCGGCCACCAUACGAGGAGGACAUCAGCGUUCGUGCGCGCCUGUGCUGCAUUUUGUUUCAUCACGAUUCCAUCGUUGACUCUGGUCCACACACGCCUUCAAUUGUAUUUAUUAUCCGGACAGGUGGCUCUUUUGAAUCAGUGCCUGGGCCAAGCCGAUGCCUGCUUCAAGGCAGCUUUGAGCUUGGUUCCGGAAAUGCCGAAGACCAUCGACAUCGACGGCAGGCAGAAGAGUUCGCAGCCGUAUUUGCUCUCGUACCUGUCGAAUUUCUUGUCGACGUUGCUGGUGGUUCCGGAUAGUCCGGAGCACGGUGUCUUGUAUCUGAUGAGAGGUUUGCUCAACGCAGUCCAACGUUGUUUCGAAGAGAACACAUCGACCAAAUCGUACCUGUAUUUGCGCGUACUCGAUCUACUAUCGACGGUCGCCCAGGAAAAUUAUCCAUACCAUAUCGAUAAGGUCGAUUCGAAUGACAAGUUGUAUGGAUCUGAUCAAAAAUUCAUUGGCGAGGUGAAUAAAAUUUGCUCGAAAAUCGUGGAGGAAAUUUUGAGUCACCUCAAGUAUCUCGGAUCCACCGAUCAGUUUGACAAGCAGUCGGCCCUGGCGCUCGAAUUGUUCAACUGUUUCAUCAUUCGCGCGGAUCUACGGGAACCCGCGUUGGCGAAUAUGGCUGUAAAUUUGUGGAACUUGUCACAACGCCACGGUUCGGUGGAUCCGAAAGUCACGAUGAGGACGAAGGCUUACAUGAUGCAGAAGAGUCAUCAUCGCGAGUAUGGGCACUUUGCUGAUAUACUCAGGAAGAUGUCUAGAUAAAUAAAAUAUCUGGGACAUUUCAUUAUCGGAACACACACAGUUUCGAUGUGAUUCAACUCAACUUUAUUGGCAGUUUUUUCAGAGGAUAUUUUGUCAUCAUGCAAUAAAUUUUCCGACUGUAACAAUCAAAUCAGUUAGAGCGAAUGAAUAAAUUCGAACAUAAACUGAUUAUGUCGUAUAACUCGAACACAAGAAAUCAACUGCAUACAAGGUAAACAUUGAGUAUAAUUUUACAUCAUGUUUCUUCCCUUUCUUUUUUUUUGCAAUUUAAUGAGUGCUGCUUGAAAUACAAGAUGUACGACUAAACAUAAGAAUUUGUAAUACUGCAAUAAAAAUAUCAUAAUGUUA
Messenger RNA from Harpegnathos saltator (Jerdon's jumping ant), 3428 nucleotides. Its product is annotated as UPF0505 protein C16orf62 homolog. The transcript is spliced from 18 exons. Bases 135 to 3080 code for a protein of 981 amino acids. The record is from RefSeq and is a predicted model, not a curated record. Lineage: Eukaryota; Metazoa; Arthropoda; Insecta; Hymenoptera; Formicidae. Gene Ontology annotation, biological process: endocytic recycling. Gene Ontology annotation, cellular component: endosome.